Melospiza melodia melodia is the source of this 1976-nucleotide messenger RNA. RefSeq names its product protein inhibitor of activated STAT 1 (gene PIAS1). Gene Ontology annotation, molecular function: zinc ion binding; transcription coregulator activity; SUMO ligase activity. Gene Ontology annotation, biological process: regulation of transcription by RNA polymerase II; protein sumoylation. The transcript has 14 exons. The record is from RefSeq and is a predicted model, not a curated record. Lineage: Eukaryota; Metazoa; Chordata; Aves; Passeriformes; Passerellidae. Gene Ontology annotation, cellular component: chromatin. The coding region runs from base 20 to 1975 and encodes 651 amino acids.
CUGCGCGCAGAGUCGCAAGAUGGCGGACAGUGCGGAACUAAAGCAAAUGGUUAUGAGCCUUCGAGUGUCGGAGCUGCAGGUGCUGCUGGGCUACGCGGGCAGGAACAAGCACGGCCGCAAACACGAACUGCUGACCAAAGCCCUGCACCUGCUCAAGGCCGGCUGCAGCCCCGCCGUCCAGAUGAAAAUCAAAGAACUCUAUAGGAGAAGGUUCCCCCAGAAAAUCAUGACCCCGGCAGACCUGUCCCUCCCCAGCGUGCACUCGAGCUCCAUGCCGGCCGCGCUGUCGCCCUCCGCCAUUCCACAGCUGGGCUACGACGGCCACCCCGCCACGUCCCCCCUGCUCCCCGUGUCGCUGCUGGGACCCAAACACGAACUGGAACUGCCCCACCUCACCUCGGCCCUGCACCCCGUGCACCCCGACAUCAAGCUGCAGAAACUCCCCUUUUAUGACUUGUUGGAUGAGCUGAUCAAACCCACCAGCCUAGCCUCAGAUAACAGCCAGAGGUUUCGAGAAACCUGCUUUGCCUUCGCGCUGACGCCGCAGCAAGUGCAGCAGAUCAGCAGCUCCAUGGAUAUUUCUGGGACCAAAUGUGACUUCACAGUACAGGUCCAGCUAAGGUUUUGUUUAUCAGAAACCAGUUGUCCACAAGAAGAUCACUUCCCACCCAAUCUGUGUGUGAAAGUCAAUGGGAAACCAUGCAGCCUUCCAGGCUACCUGCCACCAACCAAAAACGGUGUUGAACCAAAGCGCCCCAGCCGACCAAUCAACAUUACCUCACUCGUCCGCCUGUCCACCACGGUCCCCAACACCAUUGUCGUGUCCUGGACUGCAGAGAUUGGCAGGAACUAUUCCAUGGCAGUGUACCUGGUGAAGCAGCUCUCCUCCACGGUGCUCCUGCAGCGGUUGCGGGCCAAGGGAAUCCGGAACCCGGAUCACUCCAGAGCACUGAUUAAAGAAAAGCUAACUGCUGAUCCAGACAGUGAAAUAGCAACAACCAGCCUAAGAGUGUCUCUGCUUUGUCCACUUGGCAAGAUGCGCCUGACCAUCCCCUGCAGGGCCCUGACCUGCUCCCACCUGCAGUGCUUUGAUGCCACUCUCUACAUCCAAAUGAACGAGAAAAAACCCACCUGGGUGUGCCCUGUGUGUGACAAGAAAGCUCCCUACGAGCAUCUCAUCAUUGAUGGGUUGUUCAUGGAAAUCCUGAAGUUCUGUACAGAUUGUGAUGAAAUCCAGUUCAAGGAGGAUGGGUCCUGGGCUCCCAUGAGGUCCAAGAAGGAGGUGCAGGAGGUGACAGCAUCCUACAACGGAGUGGAUGGGUGCAUCAGCUCCUCCUUGGAGCAUCAGGUGUCCUCUCACCAACAAUCCAACAAAAACAAGAAGGUGGAAGUGAUCGACCUGACCAUCGACAGCUCCUCAGAUGAGGAGGAGGAGGAGCCCUCGGCCAAGAGGAGCUGUCCCUCCAUAUCCCCAGCAUCACCCAUGAACAACAAGGGCAUUUUAAAUUUACCCCACCAAGCUUCUCCUGUGUCAAGAACCCCAAGCCUUCCUGCUGUGGACACCAGCUACAUCAACACAUCACUCAUCCAGGACUACAGGCAUCCAUUCCAUAUGACACCCAUGCCUUAUGACCUGCAAGGUUUAGAUUUCUUCCCUUUCCUGUCAGGUGACAAUCAGCAUUACAACACCUCCCUCCUCGCCGCGGCCGCCGCCGCAGUCUCGGCCUCGGACGAUCAGGAACUUUUGCACUCCCGCUUUUUCCCCUACACCUCGUCGCAGAUGUUCCUGGAUCAGCUGAACGCCGGGGGCAGCAGCUCCCUGCCCGCCACCAACGGCAGCAGCAGCGGCAGCAACAGCAGCCUGGUCUCCUCCAACAGCCUGCGGGACAACCACGGGCACCCCGUGGCCAGCAGGAGCAGCACGGACACGGCCUCAAUCUUUGGUAUCAUACCAGAUAUUAUCUCCUUGGACUGAU